Molecule: messenger RNA, 7202 nt
Organism: Cavia porcellus (domestic guinea pig)
Lineage: Eukaryota; Metazoa; Chordata; Mammalia; Rodentia; Caviidae
Gene: Rcbtb1
Product: RCC1 and BTB domain containing protein 1
Exons: 14
Coding region: 3663-5258 (531 amino acids)
Molecular function (GO): protein binding
Source: RefSeq, a predicted model, not a curated record
GCCUCCCAAACCUACCUGCUUUGUUUUAGUUAAAAUGACUAUAGAGACACACUUUCUUAUACUUUUAUAAUGGCUUUUGUCUAUAUUUUGCGGGCGAGACAGUAUAAAACCAUUUGCUGAAGGACUGUUGAAGCUGAGGAUUACAGUUUUAUAAAACAGUUUUGUAAUCUUGCUUUAAAGAAAGACUCAUGGUAUCUUUUGCCUUAAAGCCCUUAUAGGGCAAACGCUGGGUUUGUGAAACUGGCCUAGUAAUUUGUAUUGUGGCCUAAUAGUAUUAAACCCUCAAAGUAUAUAAUGCCAGAAGGCAUGGAAAAAUGAUUGAGCCCCUGAAGGAAGUUUAUAGCCUUCCUCAAACUGAAGAGUAAAUCCCGUUGAUGUAAGCCCUAGGUGAAUUUCACCCUUUUUGAACUGCUUUAGUGCGUAUAUUUAAAUCUGUUUAUAUAGCAGUUCUUUGUAAGAUGGCUUUUAAUCCGGUGUGAGUUCCCAUCAGUUUAUUAGUACGUCUACACAGAGCUUUUGUUCUUACAUCUUAUUUAUUUCUCUUGAAGGGGAAUCGUAUCAUCUUUAAAGAGAUUUCUUCUGCAGGUCAUUUUUUAUGUCUGUGAUUCAAAUGAUCAAGUUCUGGGAACUUUAGAAAAUGAAUUCUGAUAAAAACCAAAGCCAUCUAGCUUGUAGCUUUUAAAAGUUUAAAAACUUUAAUUUAAAAAUCACCAGUAUGUUCCAGGAGGAGUUUGGCUUCAUCUUAGUAAUUAGGAGCUGGGGAGUCUGAGAUAAGGUCUUUCUUUACCUGCAGAGUCAUUGUGGGGAGGAUGAAAUUGUGAAAGACCUUCAUUAUUGUCAUAUUCCCUACGUGUGUACCGUAAACAGUCAGUCAUGCAAAAGAAGCAAGGUUGUGCCCUGCAGGAGCCCAGAGUCCAGGAAGUCAAUAGGAUACAACAGUGUGUUACAUAGUUUAAAAAAUCUUUUCAACUUUGCAUGGUUUGUAUGUGUUGAAUGUACAAGAGAGACGUGGUGAGUGUUGGCUGAAUUUAAACAUAGCUUCCUAGAGAGGAGUAGUUCCUAUCAAUUCUGUAUUUGACACGGUAAAAUGGACUAAAAUUUAAGAAGUGUUUCCAAGUACACAAGACACUUACCUAAUGAAAAAUUUGCAAGCGUGGAAGAAGAUAUAAAUAGUUUAAAGAAGAAUGUACAUGCCCUAUUCUUGUACUGUCUGAAGAUAGCAGUUAAUAUUUUUUCUAUACAAAUUUAUUGGAUUCCAGACUUUAGGUAGUAAGAAUUUUGAUUGUGAGGAGUACUGACAUAUGCAAAUCUAGGUCAUAUUUUUUUGUUUAGGUUUUUCAUUUGAGAUUACCAUAAACUCACUAAAUUAGUCCAGGCAGGCCGUAAACUGGAGAAAUUUUGCUUCAGUCCCAAGUGCUAUGAUUACAGGCGUAUGCCACCAUGCCUGGCUAACAAAAUCUCUUGAUACUGGCUCCUCAACUCAAGGAGGAAGUGGACUGGGUGUGGUGACGCAUAUCUGUAAUCCCAGCACUCAGGAAGUUGAGGCAGGAAGAUUUCUUGAGUUCAAGGCCAGUCUGGGCUACAUAGUGAGUUCAAGGUCAGCAUAAACUGCAAAGUGAAACCCUAUCUGAAAAAAACCAAGCCAAAACAAAAAAAGAAGCUUGUUAGUGAAGUUAUCCAAAUCUAUUUGACUCUUGAGUUUAGGUAAUUUGAGCAGAAAGCGUUUAAAUAAUAGGAAUACUUCCGUUUAAGUAUUAGAUACACUUAAAAUGACGUUAUACCCAUGCAUGCAUAAUAGCAAAUUGUAUGUGAGGUGUGAAAUGGCUUAAGAAAGUGAUCUACUCUGCAGAAGUCUAUUCGCAGACCUUUCCUGAAGUGUGAUGUCAGUCCUUCCUGCAGCCCCACAAAGGGAGAUUUUAUGGCUUUUUAAAAAAAAUUAUUCACAUGGUUAGCUCUUUGCUGGGAUAGUCUUUCUGAUGCUUAAGAAAAAGUUUAGCAAGUAGACAAAGGUUAUCCCUUCUCAGAUGUUUCCAUCCUAAACUAGUUGGUAUAGUGAAGCUCUCCAGGGGUGGUCCUUGCAGAUGUGGUGGGUUCUUUCCAGAGAUGACCACCAACAAUUCCCUUCCUAGCCUUUGCUUGCCUACUUGCUCUUUCCAUUAGGACUGAAUCUGUUUCUACUUCAUUUGAAUCUAGGCUGGCCUAGUGACUUCUUUUGACCAACAGAAAAGGUGGUAGAAGUGAUACUGUGCCGAUCUGGACUUAGUGCCUAAGAAAUAUGGCAGCUUGAGCUUCCACAACAAUGGAAGUACUGGGUAUAGGAGCUUUGGUCAUGCUAGGUAAGGAGGAGCCAUAAUUGGACUGCCCUGCUUGCAACUUUGUGAGUAACCUUAGCCGAAUACACCUAAAACACAGAUCCAAGAUAAAUAAAAUACUGGUUUUGUUUUAAGCCACUGGGUAUUGGGAUGUAAGUUACCCUUGGUAACAGUUAUGGUAUGAGUUAUUCCCAAAAUGUGAUACAAAAUUGUGGGCAACAUAGCAUGAUUUAGUGGUAAAUCUCUAAAUUAAUUAAAUCUGUGUUGCAUAGCACAUAGAAAUGUAUUUGUUGAAUUAAACUGAAAAUUGUGACAUAUCUCAUACUUUGCAAGAUAAUGGGUUAAAUCAGAAUUAUCAUUUGUUUUGUGAUCUUGGGCACUACCUUUAUGUAUGUGAUUAUCAGUUUGUAGUGAACAUUUUGUGUCUCCAUGAUCUGAGGUGUUUUAAAGAACUGAUCAUUAUUGGAAUGAUGGAUGUGUGAUGUUUUUGCAGUUUGGCAUUUGAUGAAGUUAGCACUGUGUUUAGAGUUGUAAACCCACCCAGUAGAGAUGGUAGAUCUUCACUGAACGUAUGUAUGAGAGAUGCUCCACUUUCAAAGUACAGGGAGAGUGAAUCCUAAGCAAACAUUUCUAAAGUGUGUGUUACACAAAUUUAAGCAAACAAAAUGGUGGGUUCUUCAGCAGCACAUCUAUCUGUCUUUAAAUGAGAAAAUCUGUUGAGGAACUUUCUUUUCCAGGUCUGGUUAUAUCAACUUUAUAACUUCCGGGAAAAUCUUACUGGGUAUCAAGGGUACUUCGAGAGCCUGUGGUCUUGGACUUGUUCUGAGUUCAACUUGCUGGGUUUUCCUGACCAGUGUUCUUUUCCAUCCUCCUUGGUUGCUCCUUUAGAUUUCUCUACCCAUUUUUUCUUUGUUUUUAUUUACCCCAAAUUGUUGCACUCUACAUUUUAUUGUUCUUUCUCUUAACUGAAUAUCUUAUCUCUUUACAGGGAAAAUUAGGUGACCUCUGAAGAGAAUGCCAAGAUACCACCUUACACACUAGGAUGGCUCAUUCCCCCCUCCCCCCACAGGGUUUGCUAUGUAGUUCAAGUCAGCCUUGAACUCACAAUGGAGGCUGGUCUCAAACUCCUGGCGAUACUCCUGCCUCAGCCUCCCCAGUGCUGUGAUUACAGGGUGCCAUUUGAGCUAACUGCAACUUGUGAGAAGACUACAGUAUAAUCAACUCGCCACCAAGAUUGAGGAAAAGGCUCAGGUUUGAAAGGAGAGGAGGGAUUGCUGGGGAAAGUGAGUAAUCCAUUUAGCCAAAGCAGAGAUGUCAGUUUAUUUAUAGGAACUGCUUCCAGUCAGAGUCAUGGUGGAUGUGGGGAAGUGGCCAAUCUUUACCCUGCUCUCACCGCAAGAAGUUGCAUCUAUUCGGAAAGCGUGUGUCUUUGGCACCUCAGCCAACGAAGCACUGUAUGUUACUGACAAUGAUGAGGUCUUUGUGUUUGGACUGAAUUAUAGUAACUGCCUAGGAACUGGAGAUAACCAGAGUACACUUGUACCCAAGAAGCUAGAAGCCUUAUGUGGAAAGAAGAUUAAAAGCCUUAGUUAUGGGAGUGGCCCACAUGUUCUUCUCAGCACUGAAGAUGGAGUGGUCUAUGCCUGGGGCCACAAUGGAUACAGCCAGCUGGGAAAUGGGACGACCAACCAAGGCAUUGCCCCGAUCCAGGUCUGCACCAAUCUCUUAAUUAAGCAGGUUGUUGAGGUAGCGUGUGGCUCACAUCAUUCAAUGGCUCUGGCAGCUGAUGGAGAGGUAUUUGCUUGGGGCUAUAACAACUGUGGCCAGGUGGGAUCAGGAUCUACAGCAAAUCAGCCGACUCCCCGGAAGGUUACCAACUGUUUACAUGUUAAGAGGGUGGUUGGCAUUGCCUGUGGUCAGACCUCAUCCAUGGCUGUUCUCGACAGUGGUGAGGUCUAUGGCUGGGGCUACAAUGGCAAUGGCCAGCUGGGUUUGGGAAACAAUGGCAACCAGCUCACCCCCAUGAGAGUGGCAGCUUUGCACAGAGUGUGUGUGAACCAGAUUGUCUGUGGCUAUGCACAUACUCUAGCACUAACAGAUGAGGGCUUGCUCUAUGCCUGGGGAGCUAACACAUACGGGCAGCUGGGAACUGGCAAUAAAAAUAACCUGCUGAACCCGGAACACAUCAUGGUGGAGAAAGAAAGGGUGGUAGAAAUCGCAGCCUGUCACUCCACCCACAUAUCCGCUGCCAAGACCCAGGGGGGCCACGUGUACAUGUGGGGCCAGUGCCGGGGCCAGUCGGUGACCCUCCCGCACCUCACCCACUUCUCCUGCACCGACGACGUGUUUGCCUGCUUUGCCACGCCGGCUGUCUCAUGGCGCCUUUUAUCUGUAGAACAUGAAGACUUUUUAACAGUUGCAGAGUCGCUGAAGAAAGAAUUUGAUAGUCCAGAAACUGCUGAUCUGAAGUUUCGAAUUGAUGGGAAAUAUGUUCAUGUCCAUAAAGCUGUUUUGAAAAUCAGGUGUGAGCAUUUUCGAUCCAUGUUCCAGUCCUACUGGAAUGAGGACAUGAAAGAGGUGAUAGAAAUAGAUCAGUUUUCUUACCCCGUGUACCGUGCCUUUCUCCAGUACCUCUACACAGACUCAGUGGAUCUGCCGCCCGAAGACGCCAUAGGUCUUUUGGAUUUGGCGACAUCUUACUGUGAAAACAGACUGAAAAAACUUUGCCAGCACAUUAUCAAGUGCGGAAUUACUGUGGAGAAUGCAUUUUCACUAUUCUCUGCUGCAGUCAGAUAUGACGCAGAGGAUUUAGAAGAAUUCUGCUUUAAAUUUUGCAUCAAUCAUUUGACAGAAGUCACACAGACUGCAGCAUUCUGGCAGAUGGAUGGCCCUCUGCUGAAGGAGUUCAUUGCGAAAGCCAGUAAAUGUGGAGCCUUUAAGAACUGAAGCUGCUGGGGUGCGAGUGUGUGCUCUGGGCACUGCGGGGAUGUGUCCGGCUGUGCUGGACAGGCAGCGUGAUUCCGCAGGUAAAGCCUAUCUGGUGGUUUCUGUCACAUCUCAGACAGUUUUUGUAGGAAUUCGUGAAGGAUGUAUGGCUUUUUCUGAGCCUAUUUUAAACAACCUUUUUUCAGAAACAUUAAACGUAACCUGUCUUAACACUUGACCUGAACACUAAGAAAAGUAUGCAAGUGUAGCUGCUGUUGUUUUGAGUUAGAGGACUGCGGAAUUCAGAACUAGGAAGUUGUACAGCUCUCCUGGGUUAUGUGUCAGAGCCCUUCAGUGCCAGGAUUGUGUUUGUCAGUUGUGAGGUCUGUGCAGGCCUGCCAUGGAGGUACCCAUGCUCAGGCUCCCUCCAUCCGGUGCCGGCUAGUACCCUGCUGUGAGGGAGAAGGUAGACCAGUUGGAGACUUUUGUUCCUGUGCUUUGCUAAUGAUGACUUCUUAACUUUGAGAUGUAUCAGAAUAAUAUCCCCCUUGAGUUAAGCCUAUUAAAAAGUAGUCAUUCUAUGCUAAGAUUCCUCAAGAUUAAAGUCAUCAAGAAUAAUAAUUUAUAACUGUCUAUUAAAGAUUGACAAUGAAGGAAACUUUGGAUACAGGCCAAUGUUUUAUAUAUUAGAAUCUCCAGCAUUUAUCCAUUUUAUGAGUUGAAUUUUAGAACUAAAAUUUAAGUUAACUCCACCUUUUCCCUUUGUAAGAGAAAAACAAUGACAUAUAUAGGAUUCCUUUGCCUUUCUGUUAUGAAUGAUAAACCAGGCCUGCUAUGUUGACUUGAGAAAUGGUCCCUAAAAAGAACUUUCUUUUACAACCUAAUGAAAUUUGCUUUAUCUGUUUUAUGCAGACCAAAUUCCAUCACAAACUUACUUACAAACUUCCACUUGUGGUUUCUUUUUUGUGUUAGGUAGAAUCUGAUAAAAUUUGAUGUUGAGAUGGGAAAUCAUGGUUUCCCCAAAAAGACCUCAUUUAAGUUUCUUUUUCUGGGGGGGUGUGAGGGUCUGAUUAUGAAAUAAGACCUUGGAAUUUGAAUGGUUACCUCUGAGUUUUAUCAUGUGUUCACUGAGCUUGUUUCAAGAACAAAACUUGGUCCCCCUCUCUGGUUCGUGAAGUCAUUCCCGUUUGUGUAAGUUCCCGUAAUGUAUUCCACCUGCUGCUGAGAAGGCCCCCUCUGGACUGACGGCCUGAAUGUUUCCACAGCCACAUUAACAGGAGAAAAGAAGUACUCUGUAGCCACUGUGUUUUUACAGGUGAGUAGGGAGUGAGGACCCAAAGAUAGGAACUGUGGAUAAGCCAAACAGCAGCAAACCUAAAGUCCCAGCCCUGUACGCCCUUCCUUGAUCAUAUCACACAAUGACUGAAGCUCCGUGGAACUGUUAGGUUAGAAUUAGCUCUGUAAAAAUGGUUACGUGGUGAAUGAGCAUCAAUUCGAUUAUAAUAGUGUUUGUCCCAGUGUUUUGUAGGUAUAUGGUAUGAAAACUGUUUACUAUUGCUUACUUGAAAAAAACCUUCAAAAGCACAAAUUAAAGUAGUAGAUCCAUCUCCAGAGUUUAUUCAUUGGAAAAAAAUAUCGAGUUCCUAAUAUAGGUGAAGAACCACUUCUCAGAUUACUGAGUAAUUUGUGUAUGUAUGGUAAUGAAGAGAACAAGUCCUUCAAAAAGUACUUUUUAAAGACAACACUGUCUUAUUUUUUUACUUGGUUUUGUUGUUACUCAUAGCAAAUUAAAACUGUCCUUUAAUUUUUUUCAUGUGAUGUAAUGGAAACCAAAGCACUCACAUUCUUAAAAUAACCUUGAAUGUACUCUUAAGCUUCUUACUGGAACAAUGUUUGAUACUCUUGUAUAUAGGCUGUAUUUAUGUAAUAUUUCAAAUGAUAUUAAUAAAGUAAUCCUUUAAGGGA